AUGAGUUCUCAAAAGCCGUGUGCAAACUCAAAGUGUGAAAAGGGUAUUGGUAUAUUAGCUUGUCAAGGAUGUCAAAGAGUAUUCUGUAAACGACAUACAACAGAACAUCAUGAAGAAUUAAGCAUGGAAUUAGAAAAAAUUAUUUAUGAACAUAAUUCUAUUAGAAAUCGUUUACAACAGAAUGAUACAUUAGAAAUAUUAACCCAUCCUCUAUUAAAACAAAUUGAUGAAUGGGAAUCAAAAUCGUUAAAAUUAGUACAAACAGCAGCUGAAGAAGCACGAAAUAAAAUUCAACAAAUCUUAAUUGAAAAUAAAUCAGAUUUAAUUAAAGAUUUUCGAAUAUUAACACAAGAAUUAGCAAUACGACGAGCAACAGAAGAUUAUGUUGAAACAGAUUUCGAUAGAUGGAAAGCUGAAUUAAUUAGAAUAAAAGAAGAAAUUAAAAUGCCAAAACAUUUAAAAAUUGAUAAAGAUUUUAUUUCAUCUGGUGAUAUGAUUAAAAUAACAUCACAAGUAUUAAAAAGUAGUCAACGUUCAGCAGAAAAAUUUGAUCAAGUAUGCGGUUAUAUUCAAGUGGAAGAUAAUAGGCGAUUAGCUGUACAUUAUGGGCUUAAUGCACGUGAUGCAAGCGUCUAUGGUAAACGAUUAUAUUCAAAUGGUAGUCACAAUAUUAGACUUAAAAUUGAAACAAUGCAAGAUAAUUAUUGGUUAUUUUUAGGAAUUAUAUCGGCAUCUUCAUCAUUAAGAGAAAAUGUUUAUACGACAAAAUCGGCAUACGGUUGGGGUGGUACUAAUGAAUCAAGUAAAUUUGUCUAUUUAGAAGGUAUUGAAAAUAAUGGUACUCAAUAUGGAUACGAUGGUGAUAUUCGUAAAAAUGAUAUUCUAGAAAUAGUGUUAAAUUGUGAUCAACAAACAAUUGACUUAUUUAAUAUACGUACAAAUAAAAAGUAUGAAAUAACAGUUGAUAUUCAUAGAUGUCCAUUUCCAUGGAAAUUAGCUAUAAGUCUUUAUUAUUCGGGUGAUAGUGUACGUCUGAUAUAA
This is a messenger RNA of Didymodactylos carnosus, 1041 nucleotides long. The record is from the annotation of a GenBank genome assembly. NCBI's taxonomy places the organism in Eukaryota, Metazoa, Rotifera, Eurotatoria, Philodinida, Philodinidae.